This is a messenger RNA of Hevea brasiliensis (rubber tree), 2858 nucleotides long. Its product is annotated as sister chromatid cohesion 1 protein 3. The coding region runs from base 104 to 2398 and encodes 764 amino acids. Gene Ontology annotation, cellular component: cohesin complex; synaptonemal complex. The record is from RefSeq and is a predicted model, not a curated record. Lineage: Eukaryota; Viridiplantae; Streptophyta; Magnoliopsida; Malpighiales; Euphorbiaceae. Gene Ontology annotation, molecular function: protein binding; chromatin binding. The transcript is spliced from 13 exons. Gene Ontology annotation, biological process: mitotic sister chromatid cohesion; replication-born double-strand break repair via sister chromatid exchange; synaptonemal complex assembly.
UCCUUUCAUUCACUUUCCUUCCUUUUCCGUCCCUGAUUCCAUCCCUAUAAUUAAAUAUGUUGAUCGAAGAAGAAGAAGAAGAAGGAGGUCAGGGAGGUAGAAGAUGUUUUAUUCGCAGACGUUUCUGGCCAAGAAGGGCCCACUCGGGACAGUGUGGUGUGCUGCUCACCUACAGCAUCGCCUCAAGAAGUCUCACUAUACUUCCACCGAUAUCUCCUCCACCGUUGAUCGCAUCAUGUUCCCAGAAGUUCCCAUCGCGCUGAGAAUGUCUGGCCACCUGCUGUUAGGUGUUGUUCGGAUAUAUUCAAAGAAAGUUGAUUAUCUUUACCAUGAUUGCAAUGUCAUUCUUAUUGGCUUAAGUAAGGCCUUCACUUCCACAGAAGUUAAUUUGCCAGAGAAUGCCACAACAGCAAAAUUUGAAUCUGUUACUUUGCCACAAACAUUUGACCUUGAUGCCUUGGAUGUGGACUUGGACAUAUAUCCUGAUGGGUCUCCGGAUAAUCAUGUUAGGAGUCAGGAGGAAAUAACACUUCAAGAUCAAAUUCCUACUGGCAGGGAUCCUUAUGUUGUUGUAAAUUUUGAUGAGGAUAUCAUGAUGGAUACAUUACCACCAGAACAAGAUAUUGAUUCAGGGGUCAGGCCAAUGGAUAAGGAUGAUAUGGGUUCUCCACAUGCCAGCCCUAUUAAUCAGAUGCAAGUACCUACAGAAACUGUUGAUCUUCAAGAUCCAGGUCCAAGUAAUCAUACAGAAGAGCCGAUGGACACUGUUGAUAUUCCACAACCAGGUCUAAGCAACCAGACAGAAUUACAGACUGAAACUUUGGAUUUUCAAGCUCCAGGUCCGAGCAACCAGACAGAAUUACAGACUGACACUCUGGAUACUCAAGAUCGUGGUUUGAGCAACCAGACGGAGGUUCUUAAUUCAGUGCUUAAUGAUGGCAAUUCCCCUCCAGAAAUUGAAGUUAUGCGUGAUCCUGGUUUUAGCUCAGAAAACCUUCCUGCAAUGUUUCCAGGUUAUCAAAAUGAUGCAUCUGAACCAAAAAAAUCUUUAGGUCAAGGUUUGGAUCAGAAGGAAAUUCCUUCUCCAUUUAAGGAAGAUGCAUUGCUAUCUGGCGGGCGGUCUUCACCAUUUCUGCAAUGUCCAGAGCCCUUCAAUUCUGCUGCUUCACAAGAGGCACCCGAAGUCUUUGAUACUCGUAUUCCAUUUGGGAACACAUCACCUGAACUUGCCUUGCGUUCAACUCCACCUGUUCAGCAGCCAAGACCAAGGCCGAGAAAGAGAAAGCAUUUCUUUGAUGAGGCCACGGUGUUAACUAAUAAGUUUAUGAAGAAGGCACUAGAAAAUUCUAGUGAUAUAUCAAGGAAGAGAAGGGAAAUCCCUUCCACUGCUUUGGCCAUUUGGAAAUUGAACAACACUUUAAGAAAGGAACAAGUCUUUUACGAGCCUUCAUUAACUGGGUCUUCUGCUGAUAUAUGCAAUCUUUUAAAUAAGGACUUCAUUUCUACAAAACCUCACUUGAAUCUUGAAAGGGAAGCCAGUCCAGAUCCUAGGAUUGCAACCUCUCCUGCUCCUCCAACAGAAGUGAUUCCAGAAUCUAGGGAUGCAACUUCUCCUGCUUCAGCUACAGAAGUGAUCCCAGAGCCUUGGAAUGCAACUUCUGCCCCUGCAACUGAACACAUUCAAGGGUCUACAGUUGCACAAUCUCCUGCACCAGAAGCUGAACCUGAUCCAGAAAUUGAAUGUCUUCGGCAUCAUGAAGGCCAUGAUGCCAAUACUAUGUUGCCAGAACUACUCCCUUCUCAAGCCAGAGAUAUGACUUCUCCAGGAAGAUUUGUUUCUUCUCCUUUUAGAAGAGAUGACUUCACUCCCAGCUCAGCAAGAAGUUUAGAAUCAGAAAAAUUUCCUUGGGCUGGAACGAGUACUGGAACCAAAACGUCGCCUACACCAGAUGUUGCAGCAUCCACUGGCACUUACACUACUGAGCUGGAAACACCUAGGACAUUUUUGGAGGAGCAAUUUGAUAUGGGGCACACCGGACUUUCUGAUAUUCCUGAGUCAUUUAACACUGCCGAAACAGAGGACCUUCAUUUUCUUGAAGCUGAUAAUUCACCAGCUGGAUCUCAAGGCACUCAAGGCCAAUAUUCACUGUCUGUCAGAACAAGGGCUGUGGCUCAAUAUUUAAAAGGAUUUUCCCCAACCACUCCAGUAUCAGAAGACUACUCUGGAGAUCUGAGUCUCAACAAGAUUUUACAAGGAAAAACUAGAAAGUUAUGUGCUCGGAUGUUCUUUGAAACACUUGUUUUGAAGAGUUAUGGACUUAUUGAUGUACGACAGGAUCAACCAUUCGGUGAUAUUGGUUUGAAGCUGACUUCUACAUUCUCAAAGGUCCAAAUAUGAGGUUCACAUAAACUUGGUUGAUGGAUUUUGGAGUCAUUAUGUACAUAGUUGGGUCGCCAAGCAAAAAGAUGAUUAGGAAAUAAUAUGAGAAGGGGAACCAUGCAGCUGCAGUAAUUUGAAUGUGGAAGUUUUGUGACAUUUACUAGUCCACAUCCAAGUUCAUAGUCAGAUAAGAUUUAGUCUAUUAUAAGAAGAUAUUCACAAUGCCUAUCAUUAUAAACCAUGAGGUGGCUCUAAUUUAUUGUAAUUAGCUCCUCAGUUAUGGCCAUAAAAUAUUGUAAUUAGCGAACCAAUAUUUUGUCAUUUUUAUUUAUCUUUUUGCUGGUAAUGGAGGCUAUAGGCAUCUCAAAAAGUUAGCAAGUAGGUUCUGAUACUGAGUUGAUAAGCUGGAAUUAGGAGCAAUUUUUGGUAGGAAUACUGUUUAUAAAUGGAAGAAUCCAACAGUUUGUUCGCUUUGUUA